This is a messenger RNA of Peromyscus leucopus (white-footed mouse), 11080 nucleotides long. It is a transcript of the gene Peak1, whose product is annotated as pseudopodium enriched atypical kinase 1. The record is from RefSeq and is a predicted model, not a curated record. The coding region runs from base 503 to 5710 and encodes 1735 amino acids. The transcript has 8 exons. Gene Ontology annotation, biological process: protein phosphorylation. Gene Ontology annotation, molecular function: protein kinase activity; ATP binding. Gene Ontology annotation, cellular component: focal adhesion; actin cytoskeleton. Lineage: Eukaryota; Metazoa; Chordata; Mammalia; Rodentia; Cricetidae.
CUCGGUGGCGGCGGCCGCGAUCACCAGAAAGAGGACGGGACGGGCGGCACUGGUGAUCAUUGCAACGGCGUGUGCUCCCCUCAGGUGUCUGUCUCCAGGACUUAUGCUCUAGAUGUUUCUUGGUGGCUUGUCUAAAAAAACCUAAGGGGCUGACUACAUGCAAGCCUCAUGCUCAACCCUGGGGAUAUGAAAUGAAUGCGACCAAGCAUUUUAUUCUUGAAGAGUAAACAUUGGUAUCUAUAGAAUACAGGAAUGAGAGGCAAGGAAGAAAGGACAUUCAUCAUAAGAAGAUUUGAAUCACUUGGGAACUUUAAAGAAAUGUAACACCCGCUGCUAAAGUACCUUGGUCACCAGAAUGAGCGAAGUGCUUCAGGGUUAAAUGAUUGAUCAUACUUGGAAGAGCUGCUAUGACAACAUAGGGCGGUGGAAACUGACAGAUGCAAAUGCAAAUCUUGCUAUGCACUGAAGAAACAGCAUUGUCUGUGAAGUUCUAGUUUUAAAAAUGUCUGCUUGUAACACCUUUACUGAACACGUUUGGAAACCUGGCGAAUGCAAGAAUUGCUUUAAACCUAAAAGCUUGCACCAGCUUCCUCCAGACUCUGAGAAGACACCCAUCACCCAUGGCAAUGUGAAAACUAAUGCCAAUCAUAGUAACAACCACCGUGUCAGGAACACCGGGAAUUUCCGGCCCCCUGUGGCUAAAAAACCCACUAUAGCUGUGAAGCCCACUAUGAUGGUGGCAGACGGGCAAAGUGUAUGCGGUGAGCUCAGCAUCCAAGAACACGGUGAGAACAAGCCCGUCCUCUUGGGAUGGAACCAGAACAAGACUUCUUUGAGCCAGAAACCACUUAACAACAAUUCUGAAGGUGAUGCUGAAGGUUUUGGCCGUGCUCCUCAGCAGUGUGGCAAUAAUGACAGCGCCAAGAAGAUCUCCAAUAACAACAACGGACUCACUGAAGUGCUAAAGGAGAUAGCGGGUCUGGACGCAACCCCUCAGAUGAGAGGCAACGAAACAAACUCCAGAGAAACGUUCCUAGGAAGAAUAAAUGAUUGCUACAAACGAUCACUGGAAAGAAAGAUCCCACCAAGUUGCAUGAUAGGGAGCAUAAAGGAUUCUCAGGGCAAGCAUGUUAUUCUGAGUGGGAGCACAGAGGUCAUCAGUAAUGAAGGGGGCAGGUUCUGCUACCCGGAGUUUUCAAGUGGUGAGGAGAGUGAGGAAGAUGUGCUUUUCAGUAACAUGGAAGAGGAGCAUGAGAGCUGGGACGAGAGUGACGAAGAACUGUUAGCCAUGGAGAUUCGCAUGAGAGGGCAACCUCGCUUUGCUAACUUCAGGGCAAACACUCUGUCUCCUGUUCGAUUCUUUGUGAGCAAAAAAUGGAAUACUAUCCCCUUACGUAAUAAGUCUCUGCAGAGAAUCUGUGCUGUAGACUAUGACGACAGCUACGAUGAAAUACUUAAUGGUUAUGAAGAAAAUUCUGGUGUCUCCUAUGGUCAAGGAAGCAUUCAGAGCAUGGUAUCGUCUGAUUCCACAUCGCCAGAUUCCUCUUUUACAGAAGAGUCACGUUCUGAAACAGCCAGCAGUUUAUCCCAGAAGAUGUGUAAUGGAGGGCUAUCUCCUGGUAACCCAGGAGAUUCUAAAGACAUGACAGAAACCGAGUCUAAUUAUGAAAGUCCACCUGGUAAUAAUGAGGAGAAGGACUCACCACUGCCUUCCAAAAGCUCAGCAAAAGUUCCAGAGACACACAAAGCAGUCCUUGCUCUCCGCUUAGAAGAGAAGGAUGGUAAAAUCGCAGUCCAAACUGAGAAGGCCGAGAGCAAAGCCUCUACAGAUAUCGCUGGCCAAGCAGUCACCAUCAGCCUCGUCCCCGCAGAAGAGCAAACAAAGCCCUACCGCGUGGUAAAUCUGGAACAGCCGCUGUGUAAGCCAUACACUGUUGUGGAUGUGUCAGCAGCCAUGGCCAGUGAGCACCUUGGGCGCCCCAAGAUAAAAGGUUCAUCUUCCACUCCAAACUCUCCGGUAGCAUCACCUGCCUUGACACCAGGACAAAUAAAUGCUCAUUUCAAAAAAUCUAGUGCAAUCCGAUACCAGGAAGUGUGGACCUCCAGUACCAGUCCACGACAAAAGAUCCCUAAAAUAGAAUUAACUACUGGGGGAACUGGACCGAAUGUCCCUCCAAGGAAAACCUGCCAUAAAUCAGCACCUACUUCACCCACGGCUACAAACAUUUCCUCCAAGACCAUCCCUGUUAAGUCACCUAAUCUGUCUGAAAUAAAAUUUAAUAGUUACAAUAAUGCUGGGAUGCCACCUUUCCCCAUUAUCAUCCAUGAUGAGCCAUCCUAUGCUCGGAGUUCCAAAAACGCCAUUAAAGUUCCCAUUGUUAUUAAUCCAAAUGCGUAUGACAAUCUCGCCAUCUACAAAAGUUUCCUGGGAACAAGUGGCGAGCUCUCAGUGAAAGAAAAAACCACAAGCGUAAUAAGCCAUACUUAUGAAGAGAUAGAAGCUGACAGCAAAGCGUCUGAUAACACCACCAGCAAGCUCCCAGACUGUCCCCAAGCUAAAGGCUUCUCCAGCAGCACAGAGCGUAAGAGAGGCUCAGUAGCUCAGAAGGUUCAGGAGUUUAACAAUUGUCUCAACAGAAGUCAGUCUUCUCCACAAAGAAGCUAUAGUUCCAGCCACAGCUCCCCAGCAAAAAUCCAGAGACCUAAUCAAGAGCCUGGGGCCAAAACAGAAGGUGUGCAGGGGUCUCAGGGGGCAGGCAGUGUUGGCAGCACCAGGGAGAAAGCAAGCGCCGUGCUUUGUCAGAUUGUGGCUUCUAUCCAGCCCCCCCAGACUCCUCCGGAAGCACCUCAGUCUAGCCCUAAGGCCUGCAGUGUAGAAGAGCUUUAUGCCAUUCCUCCAGAUGCAGAAACUACAAAAAGUAUACCAAAAAAUACACCAGUCCGACCCAAAUCCCUCUUUACGUCUCAGCCUAGUGGGGAAGCUGAGGCACAUCAGACCACAGAAAACCCUACCACCAAAAUUCAGAAAGAUCCAUUCACGAAGCCAGUCACUUCCCCUCCCAACAAAUUAGUGACCAGCGCCCAGAGUGAGCCACCACCUCCCUUUCCGCCACCAAGGUCCACUUCCUCCCCUUACCAUGCAAGUAACCUUUUGCAGAAGCAUUUUACCAAUUGGACCAAGCCAACCAGUCCUACCAGAUCAACAGAAGCUGAAUCAAUUUUGCAUUCUGAAGGCAGCAGGCGAGCAGCUGAUGCAAAACCCAAACGUUGGAUAUCAUUUAAGAGCUUCUUCCGCCGUCGGAAAGCAGAUGAAGAAGAAGAGAAAGAGAAAGAGCGAGAGAAAGGGAAGCUGGUGGGCCUGGAUGGAACAGUCAUCCACAUGCUGCCGCCUCCUCCCGUCCAGCGCCAUCAGUGGUUCACAGAGGCAAAGGGGGAGUCCAGUGAGAAGCCUGCUAUUGUCUUCAUGUACAGGUGUGACCCUGACCAAGGCCAGCUCAGUGUGGAUCAAAGCAAGGCAGGGGCAGAGAAAGGAAGAACAGAGGAUGUGUUACUCCAGUACUCAGAAGAAAAGAAAAGUAGCCAUUCUUCUCCAUCUCAGAAUCCUGACAAAGCUUGCAGUCGCGUGACCCAUGAAGUAGCAGAGGAAUUUUCUCCUCAGGAUCCAAAGACGCUUGUUGUGAAGCAAGAUGGCACUUCAGUCACACCAGCAUUGCCCGCACCUGACCUGGAAAGGGAAGAAGAAAAAGAUGAUACUUCGGAUCCUGUAGACCUAAACUCCUGCAGUGCCACAUAUAGCAACUUAGGACAGUCUAGAGCAGCUAUGAUACCUCCCAAGCAUCCACGGCAUCCCAAGGGAGCUUUGGAUGAUGCCAUUGCCUUUGGAGAGAAGACAGACCAAGAAGUAUUGAAUGCUUCCCAACCCACACCACCCCCACUGCCAAAGAAAAUGAUACGAGCCAAUACAGAGCCAAUCUCCAAAGACCUUCAAAAAACCAUGGAAAGUAGUCUUUGUGUCAUGGCUAACCCCACCUAUGAUAUUGACCCCAACUGGGAUGCCAGCAGUGCUGGGUCUUCUAUUAGCUGUGACCUCAAAGGACUGGACAUUGAGUCUUGUGACUCCCUGGAGAGACCUUUGCACAAAGAGAGACCUGUUCCUUCAGCAGCAAACAGUAUCUCCAGCUUAGCCACUCUCAGUAUUAAGGACAGAUUUUCCAACAGUAUGGAGUCCCUCUCCAGCCGGCGUGGUCUCUCCUGUAGACAGGGUCGAAGCAUCCAGAAGCCACAAAGACAAGCACUUUAUCGAGGACUUGAAAAUCGGGAAGAAGUGGUGGGUAAAAUCCGAAGCCUUCAUACAGAUACCUUGAAGAAACUGGCUGUUAAAUGUGAAGACCUCUUCAUGGCUGGGCAGAAAGACCAACUCCGCUUUGGAGUGGACAGCUGGUCAGAUUUCAGGCUAACCAGUGACAAACCGUGCUGCGAAGCUGGAGAUGCAGUUUACUACACUGCCUCAUAUGCAAAAGAUCCACUCAAUAACUAUGCGGUCAAGAUCUGUAAGAGCAAAGCUCAGGAGUCUCAGCAGUAUUACCAUAGCUUGGCUGUCCGGCAGAGUCUGCCUGUGCAUUUUAACAUCCAGCAGGAUUGUGGCCAUUUCCUUGCUGAAGUCCCUAAUCGUCUGCUUCCCUGGGAGGAUCCUGAUGCUCCUGAAAAGGCAGAGGACGAAACUGAAAACAGUGAGGAAGAGGUGAAAGCAGAAACUGCCGGGGAAAAUCCCCAGCCCUGCUCCGAAACAGAGUCCUCCCAGAAAGAGAGCCACCAGGUCACGCACAGGAAGCAGAGAAGCCACGUUGUAGUCAUCACCAGAGAGGUUCCCCAUCUCACUGUGGCCGACUUUGUGCGAGAUUCUCUGGGCCACCAUGGGAAGAGCCCUGACUUGUAUGAGAGGCAAGUGUGCCUGCUGCUCUUACAGCUGUGCUCUGGCCUCGAGCAUCUCAAGCCCUACCAUGUCACUCACUGUGAUCUGCGCCUGGAGAACUUGUUGCUUGUCCAGCACCAGCCUGGGGGAGGUGCCCAGGGCCUUUUGCCUGCAGACCCUUGCCCUGCCUCAGCUUGUCCCACAAGGCUCAUCGUGAGCAACUUCUCUCAGGCCAAGCAGAAGAGCCAUCUGGUGGAUCCCCAGAUCCUCCGAGACCAGUCCCGCCUUGCCCCAGAGAUCAUCACAGCCACCCAGUAUAAAAAGUGUGAUGAAUUCCAGACAGGCAUCCUCAUCUACGAGAUGCUGCACCUGCCCAACCCUUUUGAUGAGAACCCAGAGCUGAAGGAGAAGGAGUACACACGCACAGAUCUGCCUCGAAUCCCUCUCCGCUCCCCUUAUUCUUGGGGCCUGCAGCAACUCGCUAGCUGCCUCCUAAAUCCCAACCCUUCUGAGCGGAUCCUCAUUUCUGACGCCAAAGGCAUCCUCCAGUGUCUGCUCUGGGGCCCCCGUGAAGAUCUCUUCCAAACCUUCACCACCUCUGCAACCCUGGUGCAGAAGAAUGCUCUGCUACAAAACUGGCUGGACAUCAAGCGGACACUGCUGAUGAUCAAGUUUGCUGAGAAGUCCCUGGACAGAGAGGGGGGCAUCAGCCUCGAGGAUUGGCUUUGUGCUCAGUAUCUGGCUUUUGCCACUACAGACUCCCUGAGUCAGAUUGUAAAAAUCCUGCAACACCGUUAAUGUGGCCUGGACACUGUUCCUACUAUUGAAUAUUUCCACCUUCUUCAUGUUGCCCUCAUGUCUCUGUCCUAGUACUCACUCAGAAUUCAAGGAAAGGACAGAAGGCUAACCUGCUGCUGUCCUUGUCCACAAGCAGAGGGGGCCAUUCAGCAAGGUCAUCCACAGCUUUACACAGUGAGAAGCUGAGUGUCUCCUUACUGUACAGAAAUGCAACUGUGCAGUCACCUUCCUUGGAACAUUUGUCAUCUGGUCCCACAGAUAUGGGGUCAAAAAUGAAAUGUACAUCCAAGAAGGACCAGCUCCAGUGGAGUGAACUCAGUAAGCUGUGUCCACUUCCUCCGUAACUCGGAAGCUCGCCUAUCUUUAUUAGCUAGCAGCACACAUGUCACCAACCUCAGCUGUCAUCCAGUAACGCCCUCCCAGCCGCUUCCUCCUCCUCUACCAUAUCCUCCUCUACCAUAUCAAUAACUGCUUCUUCCCCAGGAGGGCGUGCCAUUUUGCUUCUCGGCUCAGUUUUAGUCACUGGGGACUCAGCCUUUGUCCUGGCGUCCAGGGAAAGGAGAGAUUUCCGUCUGUUGGAUCAUGAGUUGUCCAUUUCCAUUUUUGUUCUUACUAAAUGUGUACCCCGCUCAGAGAGCAAGCUGACAGUCACAACCCCACUGCCACUGCUUGGCUGUCCUUCACCUCAGCUCUGUCCCAGCCUGCUGAAGUUUGGGUUUAUCAUCCACUCUUUGUGACCCGUUAGAGAGCUGACUGAAGGUGAUGUCACCAAUGCCUCAGCAGGACGGAACGCAGGUCAGAGCUUAGGAAUAGUUGGCAGGACAUGAGGAAAUGAUGUCCUUGUGUGUGCAAUUCUCCAGGGGCCCUCAGGGAACAGACUUUCAAGUACUGUUCUUUGAUUACUAUCAGGCCUAUCAGCAUGGCAGCCAGGGUUGGUGGUGCCUGCCUCAGUUUCCCCCACAAGCAGUAAGUGUCCACCUCCCUUCCAUCAGUUGCCAGUAUUAACUACCCUGCCAAAUGCUGUAGACAAUAGCUCUGAACGAAAUGGCUGUCCACUUAGCAUUAAUAUCACCUUAGAAAGCACCUCAGAGCCGGCUGUUGGAAUGGCCAGAAGGCCAGGGAGGAGGGAAAGGUCACUAAGAUGGCUGACCUGCUCCUAAGAAUGUCAGCCUCUUCCGGAAAGACUGCCUUCCAGAGUGAGUGGCACAUUGCUCCUGAGACUUUGCAGUGGACCUGGAGCUCAGCUCACAGGAAGGCUGAUGGCUGCAGUGGAUGGCUGAGAGCUGUUCCCGUGGGACUUGUACUAUCCCAUGAAUUAUGUGCAAUUUUUGUAUGUAUUUUUAAUCUGUAUAUUACAGUGUUUAUGUUGCAACUUGACCUGAGUGAGAACUACAGAAACCUUCCUUUCUUCCCUUGGCACACACUUGCGCUAAGAAGCAAGUAUUCUUUCCACCUGUGUGUGUAUGUAUGUUCAUACACUUGUUUUCUUCAAAACUGUGAGUAUCUGUUUACAUCAACCUCGAAAUCCCAAGAGUCACUUGAAUGGUAAGUGUGUACACACGGGUGCCUGUGUGCAUGCACGUGCUGGAGAUAGAGGCCAGGCCUCCAGGGAAGCAGCCUGUAGUGGGGUUGACAUGUUCUCUGCACCCUGCCAGUGAGGAUCCCCGGGGAGCCCUUAUCUACCAGCACAGAGUCAUCUUAAAGCCAAGACUGAUUGUGCAGUAUUACUUGGGUGGCACCUUAGUGGCCUUGGAAAUUUCUAGACUUUUAACAUUUUUAACAGCCUUUCAUGUGAUUCACCCUUCUCAAAGAGGAUUGAAAAAGGAGAAUGUAUUUUAUUAUGCAUUUUUAAAGAGAAUAAUAUUUGUGAGGUUGCAUAUGGAGGAUGGCCUUGUGUUCCUGGGUAGCACUCUGAACUCCCAGGAAAGAGGGCCAGUUGGCUCGCAGAGAGUCUUGUCUCAUCUGGAUAGCAUGACCGUGGAGUGGGCAGCCAUGAGUCAUGGCUGUAUUGUGCCUAGCAGGCUGGGGUUUGAUUCAUCUUUCAUAGCCCAUGUGCACAUAACUCCCUGCCUAAUUAUGCACUGAACUGGCAGCAUAAAGACCACUGGCCACGUCAGCUGGCACAGUCCUUCACUUCCCACGAUGUUUGCAAAUUGAGACAUACCUUCUCAAUGUCACUCUCAUGGUGCCUUGCCCAUGUAAAUCUGAAUGUUGACUAUUUAAUGAGGUUACAUAUUUAAUGCAGAAUGUUCCCUAGUCCCUCUGUUUGUUCUGUCUAUAGGUAUCUUUUUCCCCCUAUUAUCUUGGGUCCAGCCUUCUUUCACGCUGCGGUAGAACAAGCAUGCGCACUUCCACUACCGCGUCUCACCGCACUGGUAACCGAGCACUCUUCAUUCCACGCGUCUCUUACUGUUCUUGUGUCCACACUAGUGAAGGGCAAAAAUGAAAGCCAGCUAACUAGAGAAGGGCCUCGGGCUUCCCAGGGACAGGUGGCUGUGUUACUUGCCUCUGGGAGAUGGCUGCAGAAUGUGAUGGAGAGAGAAGAGGGUGUCCUGGGUUAGGUCGGAACAGAGACAAGAACUGUAUUCUAGGUAAGGAGUCCAUCAGGUGGUCCUCUGAGCAUUUCUCAAAAUAAUGAAAUUCAGUCAAUGUAACUUUAUCAUAGAGUCUUUAUAUUCCCAUUUUAAUGCAUUCAUCAACUGGAAGGAAACCCUACCCUCUGCAGACACAUACACACAUUUUAUAUAUACAUAUAUUAUGAAUUUUCGAGUAUCACUAGUAUAGCGCUUGAAGUUUUCACAAGUAGUAUCUGUACUGACCGGAUAUUUUUUCUUUUCUAUUAAAAUCUAUGCCCUAAGUUCUUCCAUUAUGUUGAGAGUUUGAACAACUGAGCCCCUAUUGGAGCUUUUCCUUAAGCCACAUGCACACUCUCUCAGCACAUGUGGGUGGUAGAGAAACAGGACUGUGGCUAGAGCAGGCAAGAGUAAAUGUCUCUCAGAGUGCCUUGUUAGUUAGCAUAGUAACCUAACCAUGGGAAGAAGAAUUAUUUCACAGAGGAAAGCCCUCUGGGGGCGUGUACACCCACAUAGUGUGCAAAAGUGCACCAUAAAGGACAGCAGGUAGAUGAGCAAAUGAGCAACAAAACCUGUGAGAGAUGACAUGGGAUUGGUGCAAAUCCCCACCCCAAGGCUGAGCUAGACUGGAGACAGCGAUGGCCAUGGGUUCCAGGAUCUGCUCUCAAGAGAUGGGCUGGAGGAGGUCAUGGGGGAUGUGCACCCGUGCUGCCAGCCUGCUGGUGCUGAGGGCCAGGAAGUGCAUCCUCGAGAACUAGUCAGGGCAGCUUCCCACCGUCAGAGGUGCCAGUUCUGCCUCCGAGCCCAGUGUGUGUUCACGAACAUGGACAUCUAAACCUCUAAGAAGGUUGAUGUUUCUAAGAGUAAAGCCCCUGCUAUCACAAAGUCCCAUGGAAGAUCUUGAUGCCACAGAGUAGUAGGUCAUGGAAGAUUUACACUCAGCUCUCCAAGUUUAAUUUAUCCAGUACUGGAAAAUCACCAGACAUUAGCUGGUGACCUGCAGUCAGGAGUUUCCCAUAGCUUUUACCCAGAGUGAUCUGAAAAGAUUCAGGCUAGUCUCAAAGACUGGGAUGGAGUUUGGAGGCUUCAUUGUAUUUCAAGUAAUUCUGGGGAUAGAAAGCGGACACACACUCGGAAACAGGACAGGAGGGACUCAGCUCCCUGGGCCAACUCCACGGCAUGCUUGUCGUUCCCCUCGCUGGUGGGUAAGGUGAGAUUCGGAUCCAGCCUGAUAAGUGAACAGGACGGCUGCCCAGAAAACUGCAUCAUUAGAUUUACCUCACUGAAGCUCGUCUUCUCAAAGGCCCAGCGUGCUGGACUGAGACAAGUGCUACCCCUGAAGUGUGCACUGCAGUCCAUGCGCCCACACUCACAGCCGUGCAGAGGUGGGACAAAGCCAGUGCCCCAAGGGAACUCAGAAGAGCCAUAAUGCAAGAUCCUAGACAGGUUAUACCAAAGAAGUCAAGCCUUUCAUCCUGCUUCUCAGAUGACGGGGCUGAGCUGUGACAGAUGCCUGAGGAAGGGAAUUGGCAACACAUUCCAUGUUCAGGGUAUUCAACUGCUAAGUCCAUCCUCAAACAAACAAACAAAUGAAAAAGCUCCUAUUCUUUUCAAGCAGUCCAUUUUGUACAUCAGGAGAAAAAAGAAGGUGAUGGUGGGAGCAGGGGAAUGGGAGCAGCCAGAGCAUAGCGAGAUGCUCUGGUAUCUAAGAAGGAACUCUUAACCAGCUUGUAGCCCCGACCUUAAGCCUGGGAACACCUUGUCUGUAAUAUUGAAAGCUUGGGUUUGAGGUGAUUUUUUUUUUCUUUAAAAAAAAAAAAAAAGAAGGUGCUUUCAAAAGGUUUGUCUAAAGAGCUCUUGGGAAAUUUCUUCACACACUGUACCAUUUCAUGAACCUUCCUACGAAGGUGGCUGUCGACAGAACACCAUCAUCUAAUGUGUAUAAGUACCCAGACUGUCCAAGGUGCUAACACAGCUGUCAGACACCACCCUGCAGCUGUUUCCAAGUCGAGACCUCUGCAUCCGCUGCCACUGGAAACGUUGUCCACCUAGAUGGGCCACAGGGGUCCGCAUUCAGAACAUCCUUUAAUACCGUCCCCUCCAAGAGCCUCUCCAUCUGUUCCUGCUCCCCACCCAUCCUCCCAUGGUUUUUUAAAUCAAGAAAGUUUCAGGGAAUCAAAAGAGGUUGGGUUUUGUUUUUGUUUUUUCUAACCCAGCAGAGUUGCAGAGUUCUAUAUUUUACUAUGAAUAGUGUUGUGGUACAGAAAAUCCACUUCGCCCGUUGGCUUGUGGCUACUGUGUGUGUCUGCACUCUUGGUGACUUGAAUGUUGAGCCAGCCCCAUGGCUUCAGUGUAGUGUCGUUGAGAGAUUGAACCACACAGCUUUGGGAAGCCCACUCGGAUUGUUCCUUGCUUACUCCCGUUCCCUCACCAGUUCUAGGGGGUGUUGUGUGUGAACACACUGGGUUGGGUUUUCUGUCCAUGGUGGAGGGCGUUUUGUUGGGAGAAGGACACAGAAGCAAGAUGUCGCCUGCUCAGUGAUUUUGAAUCAUGACGGUCCGUACCUAACCUCUAAUUCUCCGUAGCACUGCCCACACUCUGUAUUGGAACAUCUUGUUUCUCUUCCGCCAGCGCUUUACCCCUCCCCUUACAUAUUUUACAGUUGUAGAAAUCAAUAAAAGGUCCCCUGUGCCACCAGUGGCGCCGCCCUUUGGUUUGCUGUGGUACUUUGCUGUGUACUCUGUGGCCUCACGUUACUGUGUAAAUAAAUUCGGUUUAAUAUACACUAAAAACCAGA